Molecule: messenger RNA, 1926 nt
Organism: Protobothrops mucrosquamatus (brown spotted pit viper)
Lineage: Eukaryota; Metazoa; Chordata; Lepidosauria; Squamata; Viperidae
Gene: TAF4B
Product: TATA-box binding protein associated factor 4b
Exons: 8
Coding region: 1-1926 (641 amino acids)
Biological process (GO): DNA-templated transcription; transcription initiation at RNA polymerase II promoter
Cellular component (GO): transcription factor TFIID complex
Molecular function (GO): RNA polymerase II general transcription initiation factor activity; DNA binding
Source: RefSeq, a predicted model, not a curated record
AUGCCUGCGAAGAGGGAGAAAAGGGUCGUCGGCAGCAGCGGCGGAUGCGUGAGCGUGUGGUUCUUUGCGUGCGAGCUGGGGACUCUCCUGCUGGUUUUGCCGCACCGCCAACUGCGGAGCUUUUGCUCAGCUCCCGAGUACCUUUGGCGGCUGCUAUGCUGUGGAAUAGCUUGGACUGCGCCGCAAGCUCUAGUCCUGCGCCCUACGGUGCCUUUUUCCUCCUUCAUGACUACUCCGCCGGUGACGGCAGGAGCCGUCCUGGGGAGGGUCAUGGCUCCUGGGCCUCCUGAGCAUGCUCUGGAUCCCCCCGUGAGCGCGGCUAACACGAUCCAGGAGCUCCGGGCCGUGCUGCCCGCUCAGAGAAUGAUUCCCUCCGCCUCCUGUCCGGCGAUUCCCACGGGCAGCCCUGCUAGAUUUGUCCUGAAUCCUGUGGGCGCCAAGCUUCCCCUUAGUUUCGUCCCAUCCUUCGCUCCUCAACCCCGAGUACUGCCUGCUCCGGUAGAAAUCAAACUAGCCCCCUCGACUCCGGUUCAGCAGCUCCCCAAGUCUAGCAACAUGGGUGGGAGGCAGCCAGCCCCUCUCUCGGGAGGACUCAAACCCGCACAAACGACAAUACAGUUGCCUGCUAAUUUUCAAAUCCCCCAAGGAAUGAUUCUGGUCAGAAGUAAUACUGGUCAAUUAAUGUUGAUAUCUCAACAAGCAUUAUUACAAACUCAGAGUCAGACCUCAAAUAAUACCAGUGUAAGAUGCUCAAUACCUCCACCUACAAUCAAAAUUCAGCCUGUACAGAGUUCUGGAACUCAGGUACUUAAAGUACUAACAGCUCCUGUUAAAACACUGUCUUGGGCAACUCAUUCUGUUACUUCUGCUGUUAAGAAGCCUGCUAUAAUUCAGGAAAUGCUGGAAAAUGUGAAAAAGUGCAAAAACUUCCUUACAACACUAAUAAAACUGGCAUCCAGUGGAUCUCAAGCAUCUCAAACAGGGCAGACUGUGAAGAAUCUGGUUCAAAGUCUGUUGGUAAAAGCUCAUCUGCAAGAAGCUAAAAUUGAACCAGAAGAAUUUACCAAAGAACUAUAUGUGGAACUGAAGUCUUCACCCCAGCCAAAUCUUGUUCCCUUUCUCAAGAAAAGUUUACUCGCCUUACGGCAAUUAAUGCCUAAUACAGAGACUUUUAUAGAACAAUGUCUUCAGCAAUCUGUCCCUCAAACAGCUUCUUCUACUUAUCCCACUGCAUCAUCAACUUCUUCCACAGUUGCUGACAGCACUUUUGUGACUAUAGCCUCUUCUCAAUCCGCAACAUCAGUCCCCAGCUCUCCACUUCAAAUGUCUUUUCCGCAGACAUCCGUUUCAGUACCCUGCACGACUACAAGUGGUUCUGAAUCUCUUCCACUUGCUGACCCAGCUUGUGCCUUGGCUGCAGGGGCACUCUCUUACCAAGAUGACAAGUCCAUCCUCUCCACUCAACUGAUUGGAGGAAUAAAUACCAUGAAGGUCAUACAGCCAACUUCCACUGCAGGGGAGAAAGGAGCAGUUUCUCUUCAGGUAGCAAAGCCAGACUGUAACCCAACAUUACCUUCAACUACUGUUACUACUAAUUCUAUGAAAUCAGCCACAUCAGCUGUGAUGACAUCACUUGAAGUGGCAAAGUUGGUCUUGACUACCACAGCAACCUCAGCUGCAUCAGUAAACACAACUCUCCAGCCUGUCUUGCCUAUCACUGAGGUACCAACAGCUGUAAGGAUUGCCCAUCCCAAUUCUGCCCUUCCCCAGCAAAUUCAGACUUCUCAGCCUGUAAAGGUAAAACAGUUGGGUUCAGGCUCCAUUGUGAAACAAAUUACCUUGGCAGGAAACAAAAUUGUGUCGCUUGGAGCAUCUCCUGUUCAGAGAAAUAAAAUAAGAGAGAAUGGAGCAACAUCCUUCAGGUAA